This is a messenger RNA of Myripristis murdjan (pinecone soldierfish), 1287 nucleotides long. Its product is annotated as proenkephalin-A-like. Bases 356 to 1096 code for a protein of 246 amino acids. Gene Ontology annotation, cellular component: axon terminus; plasma membrane; dendrite. The record is from RefSeq and is a predicted model, not a curated record. The transcript has 3 exons. Lineage: Eukaryota; Metazoa; Chordata; Actinopteri; Holocentriformes; Holocentridae. Gene Ontology annotation, biological process: neuropeptide signaling pathway; chemical synaptic transmission; sensory perception. Gene Ontology annotation, molecular function: opioid receptor binding.
UUUCACCGGGCGAUCCCCCACAACGUUUCCUUACUUUCUUUUAUUCCCGUCCAACGGGAGAAGUCUGGGAUUAUAGAAAUAGAGAGCGAGAGAGAGAGAGAGAGAGAGAGAGAGCGCGCGCAGUGUUUAUGUGUUUGUGCGUGGGUGCUGAUUGGCCAAAGCGGGACCGUUCUUCCCACCGGCGUGUCAAACCGGGAGCCGGCUGUCCAGAGAUAUAUAUUAGGUGCAGACUCGCGCCCCGUAAAAGUUUCCUCCUCCGCCAGUAGUUCCGUGGGCACGCGCGCACGCCGCACACAUAGGUUUACAUAAGAAUAAGAAUAUUUUUUUAAAAAAAAUCUAAAACAAACAAGAGUCAAUGGCUGCCGCCGUUCACGCAAGCUGUGUGUGGAUGUUAGUGCUGGGCGCGUGCGUGUCGCUCGCGGUGGGAACGGACUGCGAGAAGGAGUGCGCGCUCUGCGUCUACCGUCUCCUGGGACAGCAGUCUGGUCUCUCCUCCCUGACAUGCUCAUUGGAGUGCCAGGGUGGGUUGGACACCCGGAAGCUCCGCCUCUGCCGGGACAUCCUUCUGGAUGAGGAGAACCUCAUCUCUCUUGAUGACAUCCCCACUGGCCAGCAGCAGGAGCAAGAAGUGGCGGGGGGCGUGGCCACCAACGAGGAAGAAGCGACAUCACCAGAGCACCAGCUGGCCAAGAAAUACGGUGGCUUCAUGAAGCGCUACGGCGGCUUCAUGUCUCGACGCUCCUCCUCCUCCCCCCCACAGGGGGCACUGGAGGAUUCUGGGAACCAGGAAGAGGAAGAGAAUGUUCGCCUGGAGAUCUUAAAGAUCCUCAAUGCCGAGGCGGAGCAUGGGGGCAGUCAGGGCGGCGAGGCGGUGAAGCGGUAUGGGGGGUUCAUGCGUCGGGCUGGAGGUGAGGCGGAGGGCGACCUGCUGGAGGCCGUGCUGGGGCGAGGGCUGAAAAAGCGCUAUGGGGGGUUCAUGAGGCGCGUGGGCCGGCCUGAAUGGCUGGUGGACGACAGCAAGAGCGGGGGGGUUCUGAAACGAGCCUGGGAAGAUGGCAGCGAGCUACAGAAGAGGUAUGGAGGGUUCAUGGACUAGGUUACCACGGUUACGACCUCUCCCAGCCCUCUGCCCACGUCCCCACCUCCCAAAGCCAAUCACCUUGUAGUCUGGACUUGUCGGUCUCGCAUAAAAUCACAUCAAUCAAUCACAUUCCGUCAUCUGGCUUUGUAUAACGUGCUGCUGGCUGCUUCACUGGUUCAACUGGUCCUGUGAUUAUAUCAAAGUUA